GGGAAAUGGCCUUUAUUGUCUGACUAAGCUGACAAGAAGACCAACAGCAUUCUACAUGUUUGGGUGACUCUGUGCCUUGGAAACAAAUGUUUCAUCACUUCUUGGUUCAUGCAGCUUUUCUGAGCAGCAGAUGGCUUCCACGAGACCAACGACUGAAAUUCCAAAUAGUUCUUUUUAUUUUUGUGGUGCUUUUUCUAACACCCCAGGUUUACAUACUGACAAGGCCAAAAUCUUCCCGUUACUGUGAAAAGCCGCUCUUAAACAACCUCAUAUCUCUCAUUGUGUUUUCAGUCAUGGCUACAGGCUUAGCAGUGACCCUUACUCUCACUGACCCUGUGCCCAAGAGUAUCAGGUCAGCUUAUCACACAUUCGGAUUGCUUUCAUUCACCCAGGGACUUUGUACCAUCAUUCUGACUUUCAAAGCUCCCCAGUGUGAGAACACUACACCUGAGCUCUAUCUCUUUUCACUGGUAUUUUCAUGGGCUUGUAUCAUAUCAACAGCACUCUUCAUGAUAAGAGGCUGCCUUUGGAUGUUCCAUAGCCAGUGUCCAAACUGGUUCAGUGAAACAUGCCUCUAGUCUGGCCAGCUCACUGCUCCAUACAGCUCCAUGUAUUAUUCAGAGCCUCCUGUUGAGUUUGAGACAGAUCUUCAGCUAAACUUGGUGAGCUCCUGUUACAAAGGAUAUUGGUUUACAGUGCUGUCCAAACAAGCAAUCUAAAAAGUGAAAUGGCUUUCAUAACAUCACAAGCCACAUAACUCCUUCUGCAGAAUAGUAGACUGUAAGCUGCAUGUAAAUUAAAUAUUCCAUCAUGGUAAUAUAUAUGUUGUUCAUUAAUAAUCAUUAAUCAUUACAAAUAUACAAAUAAAUGUAAUAAAUUACAAUUGAAACUGAAUGCUACGGUUUUGAAAAUGUAUUAAAUGGAAUCAUUUCUGAUGAAUGACUGAUAAUCAUCAUUUAGCAUUAAGAUAAAUGAAUAUGAAAGCUGACAUCUUUGUUGAUGAAUCCUAAACACCCCAGCCUGUUCUUUUCUGUCCAGCCCUGAUA
Hemibagrus wyckioides is the source of this 1046-nucleotide messenger RNA. RefSeq lists its product as uncharacterized. The coding region runs from base 87 to 578 and encodes 163 amino acids. NCBI's taxonomy places the organism in Eukaryota, Metazoa, Chordata, Actinopteri, Siluriformes, Bagridae. The record is from RefSeq and is a predicted model, not a curated record. The transcript has 7 exons.